This is a messenger RNA of Rotaria sp. Silwood1, 990 nucleotides long. The record is from the annotation of a GenBank genome assembly. NCBI's taxonomy places the organism in Eukaryota, Metazoa, Rotifera, Eurotatoria, Philodinida, Philodinidae.
AUGGCUGCUAAUGAUAAAGCUAGUAUUUUUCGUGGACACAGAAAUGUUUCAAGUUUUUCACCAUCUUCAUCAACCGUAACAAACAAUAAUGAAGAACAACAGAAGGUAUGUAAUUGGGUUUUUUAAUUAUAUUUUAAAUCCCGAACGUUGUGAAAUGAGUAGAGGUGAGAGGUAAGAGUGAGUUGAGCUUUGUCUAUAUAAAAAUUAUUCUUAUAUUACAUCAUUAUUAAGAUAAGGAUAUAUGAAAACUACAAUUUUAGUGUUAUUUAAAAAAAAAUAAUUAUAUGAAAUAAAAAAACUAUUAAUUACUUUAACAGUUCUUGUUGAAAACGAAUUGAUUAGAAUGUUUGCACCGUCAAACACAAAAUAGUAUUAAAUUUUUCAAAAGAUACUAUGUACUGUCAUGUGCUCUUCAAUUAUGUGCAUCAGUACUACAAUACAUGAGAGUGUGGAAGCUAAUGAGAUGAGCUAACCUGUACUUUGUUACCUUACUCUUGAUGGUUCCCUCUUGAAUUGUGGCGAAUAUUCGAAUUCUAACGAGGAAAUUUUUUCAGUUGAUUAAUCGUUUUUUUAAGUUGGGGCUAUUUGUGUCUUGUAGACUCUAAUGGAAUAUGAAUAUUGCGAAUAGAGUUCAGAUCCAUAGUUUAUCGCUGUAGACAUACUGCAUUUAUCGCAGUAUUUUUCACUAAAAUGACUUAGUCGAACUCAAAAACACCAGGACAAUUAAUCAUCGCAUUUCAGUUUGAAACUUAUUACUAAGACAAGCCUUAACAAGAACAGUUAAUCGUGAAAAUCUCAAGCGAUUUAAUCGUUUUCUGUCCUGAAAUAUGCACAACCGAUCUACAGACGUAUAUUAGCAAUCUAAAAGAUGUGCUUUUAUCAUAACUGUAUCUCGAAAUAGAAGCAAUAAAAAUAUCCGAAAGUUUCAAGUCUCAAUUCGGAAAUCAGUUUUUCUGAUAUUCCUGAGGGUGGGUGUGGGUGUGGGUGGGG